AUGUCCACUAUUUCUUAUUUGACAGUAUACAAUGCGCAUGAGGGAUCAUUUGUCAAGAUCCCCAAACCUAUUCGAUUUCCAACGCUAGCGGACUUCAAAUAUUACCUACUGCAGUCAUUCUCCAUGGACAACGUUAAUGAUAUAUUCUUGUUGAGUUCUUUUGGAAUCAAAAUCAAUUACAACUUAAUCAAUGACAUUUCCGAAGUGUUUUUGUAUGACAAACGAUUGUUUCUUUCCGAAAUUGAUCGAAAGUUGCUCAAUUCGUAUAUAUCACAUUCUCCGAGAGAUGAUCUCAGUCCACCACAGCAACUGCCUUUCGUUGACACUCGAAAAACAUAUUCGAGAGAUGUCUCAAAUCGAAUCAAAGCUUAUCAAGCAUGGGCGAGGGAAAUAGCCCAGUAUGGCAAUGUUCUAGAGAAUCGAUGUCUGAUGCUAAUUCAACAAAUCAACACCAUUUUCGCAUCCUUGACGGCAUUAUUUCAAUUCGCAACGAGUUUCACGACAGAGAUUGAAAAGGGUUUCAACCACCAUAACAAUUACAUUAAUUUAAUUAGCUUCAAAACUUUGCAUAAAUCCUGGUUGGAGAGUUACAAAACCCUACAGCAUCUCCCUAUUAUCAAAAUCAAAGACGAAAAAUUCAAAUUGGUUGACUUCCUUGAUCACCAUUCUUUGAGCUCAGCUGCAACAUAUGUAGCAAACAAGCUCCCAUUGAUUACUCAGAAAUUCAGUGAGUUGAGCGAUGCGGCCAAGGCUAUGAAGAACGAGAGAGCAAAAGUGGAUGAGCUUAUUGAGCAUGCAAGAACUGACUCAAUCGAACGAUUUAAAAAUACAAAUUUGAAUGAAUUGAUAAAAACUAUUCGGUCCAAAGCUCAAUGCGUUUCUUCCGAUUUUUCAAAUGUGCAGGAAGCUCAUUUUGAUCAGUUGUACAACCAGCACCGUACUCGCACCUCAGUAGAACUCAAAAGCACUACUGAUGAAUUGUAUGCAUACUAUUCAAAGUUAAAACUGUUUAAAGAGAAAUUGAUUAAAGAUGGGCCGAGAGUCUAUUCCCUUAUUGCCAAUUUGCAAAUGAAAGCUGUCAAUCUUAAAACAGACUUGAAAUUGUUGACAGAAGAUGAAGGCGCAGAUGAAACCAACACAAUCAAUCACAAGACAAUCCAAGAUGUGAAAAAAUGCGAGGAUUUGUUGUCUUUAACUAUUGAUUUGCCGUUGUUGUUUGGUUUUGCCAUAAUCGAAAAGAGGCGACAGUUUGAAUGGUAUGAUUUCUACUCCAAGGGUAUUGUUAACAACUUUAGUGAACAAGUCACAUCCAUUGGACAACAUGAAAGGGCAUUCAGAGAAAUGUGGAACAAAAAAUUCGGGUCUUUUCUUAACUACAUCAAGGAUGACAACUUUGUAGGUAUCUUACCAAACGUUGAUAUAACCCUAGUGGGAAACCAAGACAAAAUACAAAAUUUCACAAUUCUACGCAAUGUGGAAAUAGACAGAGAUGAUAUCCUAAAUUAUAUAUCAUUGUUGGAGACGUCGCAUAGCAAUAAAAACUUUCCUGAAUUGCUACGCAAGAAUAUGCGAGAUAUGAAGCAAUCAACAAAUAAUAUGAAGAGGAUCACUAAGCUCAUAUCUUCUUUAGGAUCAGUUACAGACAUAACAAGUGACAAAUUGGGAAAUCUGUCUAGUAAAGAACAGAAUGAACUUUCUAAUUAUGAUUUGAAUGUUGUAAAUGGAUUAAAGUCGAGAAUCAAGAAACUAGAAAGUUUGCUUCAUCAACAACAGUACAAGAAUAUUACCAAUUGGCCAGUAUUCCGCAACGGGAACUACUCUGACAAUAGGAUGAGUAUGAUAUUGGACUCCAAGCAGCCAUUGUCUGCGCCAGUUGUGAAGUCCGAUCCUACAAAGCUUCUACAGAAACGAACACCAUCAAAAGAAAGCAUAACUUCCAAUCAAUCUCAAGUGUUGGAUACAUCGGUAGUGGAUAAACAUCUUGAUAAUAUCAAGUUGAAACGAGUGAAUGCAGAACUUACAACAGAAAUUGAGCAAUUGAGGAGGGAGCAAGGUACCAAAGAUGAAUCGAUAUCGCAAUUGCGACAGGAAAUGGAAACACUAAAGUCGAACCAUGCCAAGGAGGUUGAAAGUCUCAAAAGUAGGUUGACUCUGCGUGAUGAAGAGUUCAGACUCUACAAGUUGGAGAAUAAAUGGGAUGCAAAAGAGUUUGAGAAUUUGGAAAAGAAAUUGCAAACAAAAGAUCAUACAGUUGAUCAAUUGAACAGCAGAAUCACAAAAUUGGAGCAGGAACAAGCUAACCACGAACAAGAAAUGGCUAGUCUUGGCGAAACUAUUACAAUCUUGCGUAGUGAACUUAACGAUGCCAAUCGAAUGAAGAAUGAUUUGCUAUCAAACAUGUCAUCAAAAGAAUCUGAAUUUGCACAAGAGAGGACCACAAGCAAGGCAGAGCUUACAAAAACGAAACUGAAGUUGGAUGAAGUUACUGAGGAUUACGAAAAUUUAAUGGAAUUGACACAAGUCAAACAGCAAAGGCACGAUCAGCUCAUUAUUGAACUAAAUACGGUGAUCUGCACUCUUUUCACUAAGCUCAAGUUGACAUCGGAAAGAAUUUUUGAGAUAUUUAUUGAAAUGUGCAGUAUUUUGGAAACAAUGGGGCUUUUGUUGAUCAAGGAGGAUGGCGUUUUUAAAAUUAAACGAGUGAAAGGAUUGAAGUCGAAAAAGAGUACUGCGAAUUUAGAGGAUGAUGUGUCGUUGAUAUCUGUCGCAGACAUGCCAACUUCAAAAGUUAUCGAGGAUUUUGAAACUUCAUUGAAAUGGUCGGAAGAGAUUUCUUUAUCUCCAUAUCUACCACCCGAUAGCUCUUCUGAUGACAAUGAAAUUGCAAACGUCGACAAGUACAACGAAGAAUCGAAAAAGCUUAUAACUCAAUUCAACAACGUGUUUGGUGGUGAGAAAUCCCACUUUGAUGCAUUCCUCAGCAUCAUCAGCUUCAAAGAAAAUAUUCAAUUAGCGAAUGAGAAUUCCAAUAGUACUAGAUUUUUCCUCAAUGCUAUAUCGAAGCGAUUCAAAGAUGUUGAAGGGUUUGCUAAACGUCUAACAAAAGAUAAUAAGUUGAAAGAUCAAGAAAUACGGAGAUUUGUUUCGCGAAGCAAGCACAAGAUAUCGAUCAAUUCGUUUCAGGAAGAUGAUUUGUUGUUGUUUCUUCCAACAAAGGUGGACAAUGUCUUGAGAAAUCAAAACGAGAGUACUCAACCAUGGGCGGCAUUCAAUGUUGGUGCACCGCAUUAUUUCUUGGAAACACUGAACUUGAACUUGAACGGUAAGGAAUGGCUUAUAGGAAGAGUGCGACUGAUUAAGGAAAAUAAAGUUCUGCCGGAACGUGCAAACUCGUCGGAACAUAAUCCAUUCCAGUUAAGCGCAGGAGUUACAUGGUACAUGGUGCAAGUGGUUGAAGAUAAAUGA
Messenger RNA from Lodderomyces parapsilosis, 3465 nucleotides. Its product is annotated as autophagy protein. Gene Ontology annotation, cellular component: phagophore assembly site membrane; Atg1/ULK1 kinase complex; extrinsic component of membrane. Gene Ontology annotation, biological process: positive regulation of protein phosphorylation; reticulophagy; autophagy of mitochondrion. The coding region runs from base 1 to 3465 and encodes 1154 amino acids. The transcript has a single exon. The record is from RefSeq and is a predicted model, not a curated record. NCBI's taxonomy places the organism in Eukaryota, Fungi, Ascomycota, Pichiomycetes, Serinales, Debaryomycetaceae. Gene Ontology annotation, molecular function: molecular adaptor activity; protein kinase binding.